AAAAAAAAAAAAAAAAAAGGGAUUACCAGUCCAUCCAGAUAGAAAAUUUAUGCCUGAAAUCCUGACUGUUUUAUGCUUUUAUCUGAUAUGGCUACUUUUAGUGAUGAGAUAUUUUAUGUUGUGAGCUCUAAACAUUAGAAGCUUUACCAGGUCAAUUAGACCCUACACCUUGUGUAUAUAUGUUUGCGCCGGCUAAUAAGAGAGAUAAUGUUUUGUAUAUAUGUUUACCCUACACCUUGGACGGAGACAAAAGCUGACACUUUGACUAUUUUGCACAAUAUCAUUAGUUGUUGUAUGAGUGUGUUUGCUAUACCAAGCGUCGGUGGAGCUCAUGCACCUACCUUCAUACUCUCGUACUCAGCCUGUGUUGAUCCCUGUUCUGGCAUAAUAAUAAAAAAAAUUAAAAAAAAAUUAUAUUCCUUAUAACUGGUAUAAUCAUCUUACAGACGGAAUGAAUAUAUAUUCAUUCAUAGGUUUAGUUUGCUGAUAGAUGGUUUAGUUUGAUAGUAGAUGCUUGUUUUAGUUUAAACAAUAGUUUGAUGGUAGAUGGUUUAGUUUGAUAGUAGAUGCUUGUUUUAGUUUAAGCAAUGUCUUAAGUUCGAGUGUCUUUAUUUGUAGCCCAAAAAUAUAUAAUUGUAGCAUAAUAACAAAAUUUGUAGGGCUAUUCUCUCAUAUGAUUCUAUCACCUUUGGUUAAUCAAAAUCAUCACCCAAAGGCCAUUUUUACAUAGCAUCUGAUUUUAUCUCUUGGAAUGCUGGCCAUAGUUCAUUCUAAAUAUUCUCACUUUCUUUUUCUAGAAAAUACAAAGAGAUUGGAGGUUGCCACUUUCCAAUCUUUUGUCCUAUCAGAUGGUGCCAUCUGCAACAUCAACUUAGAAAAAAGAAGAAGUCAUAUGGAACGUAUUAAUUGCCUCAAGAAACUAGACUUACCACCCUCGUGCAGUUCCAUCUAAUCUUCUCCAUCUACCACUACUCUCCAGCCAUCAUGUAGCAUGGCCCUCACGUCCUAAUAAAUACCCUACAUGAUACAGAGAAAUAUAUGGAAGAAAUGAUGAUAUCGAAACCGUUAAUCCAACCAGCUUUCAAGGCAGAACCAAGCCAUUGUUUUGGUAAUGGCGGAGCUUUUGGCUCCAGUUUGAUUGCCGGAGACAAUAAACUUGUUUGUGUGACUAGUGGCAAUUCUUACUUGGGUGCUAACAUAGUCAAGAAGCUCUUGGCUAAUGGCUCUCUUGUUCGAGUCACUAUUCAAAACCAAGUGGAUCUGGAAGACAUGAGGUGCUUAAUCAGUGAUGAAGAGCUAAAUAAACUAGAGAGUGUUAUGGUAGCCAAGAUGCAAGAUUUGGACAGUCUUUGUGCUGUAUUUAGUGGCUGUCAUGCUAUUUUCCACACCUCUUCAUUCAUUGAUCCGCACGGGAUCUCUGGUUAUUCAGAGCAAAUGGCGUAUCUUGAGACUGAAGUUGCAAAGAAUGUUAUUGAAGCUUGUAGUAGAGCAGCAUAUAUUAGAAGGUGUAUUUUCACUUCUUCUCUUCUUGCAUCAGUCUGGAUUGGUGAUAAUCUAAACACCGCAAUUGACGAGAGUUGUUGGAGCAGUGAAGAAUUCUGCAGAGAAAACAAGCUUUGGCUUGCCUUGGGCAAAACAAGAGCAGAGCAGGCUGCUUGGAAGAAGUCCAAAGAAUUGAAAGUGAAACUUGUUACCCUUUGCCCAGGCCUUCUUAUGGCUCCUUUGUUCCCCCAUGCUCACAAAGAGGUCUCUUUUCCAUAUAUUAAAGGUGGAUCGCACAUGCUACGACAAGGCAUCCUAGCAACCGCAGAUGUGAGCAAGGUAGCAGAAGCACAUGUUCAUGUUUAUGAAGCCAUGGAUGAUGGAGCUUGUGGACGAUAUCUUUGCUUCGACAAGAUAAUAAAAAGACUGGAUGAAGCCAUUCAACUUGAAACUGAGUUGAAAAAGCAUGGAUUGCAGCCUGGAAGUUUGGUCUUACCAGAAGAUACAGAGGAAAUACAUAGCAAUGUCAGUAAUUCAAAGCUUGCCAAAUUGUUAUUUCAAGUCUGUCAAGGCAAAUCUUGCAGACAAUGAGAAAAUAGUCCAUUAAAUUGUAAGCUGCUUUUACUGUACUCAGGAAGAAUCAGGUAAUUUAAUUGUUAGAAAAGAAUGAGUCCAGAUUGGUCACAAGGUAUAGCAGCUUAGUUAAGUUGAUAUUAUGUUCUAUUCAAUGCACUAUAAACAACAGUUUUUCAGUUGGAUCA
Messenger RNA from Ricinus communis (castor bean), 2243 nucleotides. RefSeq names its product cinnamoyl-CoA reductase-like SNL6. The record is from RefSeq and is a predicted model, not a curated record. Bases 1039 to 2073 code for a protein of 344 amino acids. Gene Ontology annotation, molecular function: 3-beta-hydroxy-Delta5-steroid dehydrogenase (NAD+) activity. The transcript has 5 exons. Gene Ontology annotation, biological process: steroid biosynthetic process. NCBI's taxonomy places the organism in Eukaryota, Viridiplantae, Streptophyta, Magnoliopsida, Malpighiales, Euphorbiaceae.